Messenger RNA from Dovyalis caffra, 1539 nucleotides. Lineage: Eukaryota; Viridiplantae; Streptophyta; Magnoliopsida; Malpighiales; Salicaceae. The record is from the annotation of a GenBank genome assembly.
AUGGCUGAAGAGAAAAUCCAAUGCAAAAUUGAGUCUCUUGAAGCAUUUGCCAUUGAUGCAUACAAAAGCGAUGACCAGAAAAGAAUUGCGAGGAUGAUCCUCAAGGCAAUGGGAAUGGCAAAAACAGCAUCCGCUGCUUUAAACCUCCUCAUAGAUGUUGGAUACUUUCCUGUCCAUGUGAAUCUUGAUAUGUUGAAGCUCAACAUUCAUACUGAUCAUCCAGAUGAGAUCGUAUCAGCUGCUGAAGACCUUCUAACAGAGCUGGUUGACCCCGACAAGAUUAACAGAAAAGAUCUCACUCACUUGAAGGUCUAUGCUAUUGAUGUUGAUGAAGCUGAUGAGCUUGAUGAUGCGUUGAGUGCAACGAGGUUACAGGAUGGGCGAAUUAAAGUUUUGAUACAUGUUGCAGAUCCAGCUCGGUAUGUACAGCCAGGGAGUAAAGUAGACAGGGUGGCAAUGAGAAGAGGGACUUCUGUUUUCUUGCCCACUGGUACUUAUCCCAUGUUUCCAGAGAAACUUGCUAUGGAGGGAAUGAGUUUGAAACAAGGAGAGGUUUGCAAUGCUCUUACUGUAUCUGUUGUUCUGGAUUCUGAUGGCUGCAUUGCAGAAUACUCUGUGGAUAACUCAAUCAUUAAACCAACCUAUAUGCUGACCUAUGAGAGUGCAUCUGAGCUGCUUCAUAUGAACCUGGAUGAGGAAGUUGAAUUAAAAACUCUUUCUGAGGCUGCAUCUCUUCGGUUACAGUGGCGUCGCAAACAGGGUGCAGUUGACACAGCCACGUUAGAAACUCGCAUCAAGGUCCCUAAUCCAGAAGAUCCAGAGCCUUCAAUUCACCUUUAUAUUGAAAACCAGGCUGACCCUGCAAUGCGACUUGUCUCUGAGAUGAUGAUACUUUGUGGGGAAGUUAUAGCCACUUAUGGCUCUCGCAACAAUAUUCCUUUACCCUACAGAGGACAGCCCCAGUCAAAUAUCGAUGUAUCGGCAUUCGCACAUCUUCCUGAAGGACCUGUCAGGAGUGCAUCUAUUGUUCGAAUAAUGCGUGGUGCUGAAAUCGAUUUCAGGAAACCUGUACGCCAUGGAAUCUUGGGACUUCCUGGUUACGUUCAGUUUACUUCUCCCAUCCGUAGAUACAUGGAUCUUCUUGCUCAUUAUCAGGUCAAAGCAGUUCUUCGAGGUGACUCCCCUCCUUUCUCUGCUGGUCAGCUGGAGGGGAUGGCAUCACUAGUUAACAUGCAAACUAGGGUAGUAAGGAGUCUCUGCAGCAGCAGUCUUCGAUACUGGAUAAUAGAAUUCCUAAAAAGGCAGCCAAAGGAGAAAAAAUAUCGUGCAUUGAUCCUCAGGUUCAUCAAAGAUCGGGUUGCAGCCCUUUUCCUAGUUGAGGUGGGGCUUCAAGGAUCUGCAUGGGUGUCUGUGGGAACACAGAUAGGAGAUGAAGUGCAAGUUAGGGUUGAAGAAGCUCAUCCACGUGAUGAUAUUAUUUCCCUCAAGGAGAUCCUCGCUGAUGAUAUUGUUACGCUACAGAAUGAUCAUUGCUCCUAA